CAUGAAAACCGUAUUGUCACCUCUUUUCAUCUUCUGAAACUUUAUGAACUUUAUGUAUGGCAUUAUAGCCUGGCUCACCCCAUGGGAUUUGCUUCUGUUUAUUACAGAAGUGAAUAAAACUUUGCAGCAGCACGUACCUAAGCCACCAGGGGACAAAACACGUUUGGACCAAUGCUCCCUGAAGUUAUAUCACCAGUUCUGUCCCAUCUCUAUUUGUAAUGCCACAGCGCGCUUCAUCUCAUCUUUCGUUGUGGGUUUCCACUUUGAAUAACGAGAAUGCGAUGCAAACGCAGCCCGCGAUUCAAAAAAAAUCUCUGCCUACCUGUUUGUCUCGUCUGACAGUAGCUGAAAAGCAGCAUCAGGAGAGAGCAGCCUGAAGUACAGCAGCUGGUGAUCUGUCGUGUCCAAAAGCAAGCCAUGCCGUCUUGUAAACUCCGGUAGCCAUAUCGGCUCUCAACGGAUCAAUGUCUGUGUAUUUAUCCCAUGCGAACCUUGCCGUAGAUGCAUCGGCUGCGCGAAGGCACUCAACUGGCAGCAGAUCCACUGGCGCGGCAUCGGCUGGUGUCUGAUCAGCUGAUGCCUGCUUCUAACUCUCUUACUCGAUCUCCUGAUCACUGCCAAUAAAGUCCGAUUCUGAAAAAUCAAGAGUCCGACUCCGCGGUAAUGCGCAAAACAACGUCUGCCAAGUGUUUUCUUUUCUGCACUUGCUUCGCUGCCUUUUCACAUGUCGGUGCCAUCUUGCCUUUGUUUACAUUUCGCAACUCACGCACACGCAAUGUUUAUUUGCCGAGUCAACGAGUCUAGCAUUCCUCCAAGCACAGAGGGAAUGCCUGUGACGUGACAGUGAGAUUUGUCGCCAUUAACAGCUGAUUGUCGCCCUUUAUCCCUGGAUGUCGACUUUUGUCGACAUUCGACUUCAACCCCUCCUGUCGACAAAAGUCGACAUCCGCCCUAAAAGAGUUAACUCUUUUAGGGCGGAUGUCGACUUUUGUCGACAGGAGGGGUUGAAGUCGAAUGUCGACAAAAGUCGACAUUACAAGUCGACAUUACUUUUCUGACAGUUAACUGACAAUCAAUGAGUGUCCUGAUGUUCCAUGCCAUGUAUAGACAAUGAAGUGUGUAUGUUUGUAUCACAGAAAGGAUUAAAGGAUCUAAAAUGACAUGCUUAGUUAUUGCUACAACCAUGCUGUAAUUCCAGAAUGUAUCUUCCAUAAUGUGACCUACUGUCUGGUAUCGGUUGCCUGAGCUUUCUCUGGUGAAUACAAUCACUAUUUCACAGCUUCAAAACCAGCCAUAAGAUCCAGGCUGCACCAUGCAUCAUUCUUUCAGAUGAGUACAAGAAGACCUUCAUGCCUUUUAUAUUGCAUUUUAUUGCACUCAUUUUAUUUUGAAUUGGUUGAAAACACCCCUUCUAAUUCAGCUGUACAGUUCACACAGUUAAACACUGUUUACAUUUUGUUGACAAAAUAAUCACUAAAAGUGUCGAUCAACCAUUAUUUUUAUAGUGCCUUUUAUGGAUUUGUAUAACAAUUUCUUUGAAAAUACAUUAGAUCAUUAUUGUCAGAAGUAUGGAAUACUUGCAUACUGUAUGUUUACUACGAAAUGACCUGCAUAUGAACUCAUUUAUUUGGAACCACUGAUCUGCAUGUAUAUACAAUUUGAUCAUAUUUCCAUAGGAGAACCCACAGCCAGAAAUUAAUUAAAGAUCAACAAUACAUAAAGUACUGUAUGUUAAAAGAGUAAUGGGAUAUAAAGAGCUUCACCAACCAAGGAGCUGGCAAUAUAAUUAUGUGAGAUGAACCGUGCACCUGUCUUUGAUGUUCAUUUUCUUUUUCUUCUUGAGUUACAGUAUAUGUUUAUGAGAUGCUGUUGGGAGGAGGUUUAUGUGUUUACCAUGGAGAGACCAGAUAUGGUAUUAGCACUUCUGGGCAGUGAUUGCACCUGCUUUUGUGUUCCUCCAAGAAUAUCCAUAUGAGCACAGCAAUGUCUAUGUCCAUGUAAAAAAUCAAAAAUGAUUAUCAUAAAGCAACACUGACUUAAAUAUCACUUAAGGAUAUGUUUCAUGUGACUCCAUGGAAAACAAAAAAAAAGGUGGACAAUGAAGUGCUUCAGUGUUAGAAGUUUUGAAACUUUUUGAAAUACGUUUAAUCCAUCACUAUUUCAAGAUGAUAUUAGAUGUAUAAAAUGCAACAAAGCAGAUAAUUCCAUGAUUGACCUACAAAAAAAAAAUAACAAGAAGUUUACCGUAUAUAAAUAAGGGAUUCAAUAACAUUUCUACAAAAAAAAUCUGAAAUAUAAAAAGUGGAAAAUAUAAAAUGUGGAAAGUAAUUCUUUUGAAAGUUGGAACACCCCUCUCAUGUAGUAGAAUACAGUAAUCCCUCCUCGAUCGCGGGGGUUGCGUUCCAGAACCCCCUGCGAAAGGUGAAAAACCGCGAAGUAGAAACCAUAUGUUUAUAUGGUUAUUUUAAUAUUGUCAUGCUUGGGUCACAGAUUUGCACUGAAACACAGGAGGUUGUAGAGAGACAGGAACUUUAUUCAAACACUGCAAACAAACAUUUGUCUCUUUUUCAAAAGUUUAAACUGUGCUCCAUAACAAGACAGAGAUGACAGUUCCGUCUCACAAUUAAAAGAAUGCAAACAUAUCUUCCUCUUCAAAGGAGUGCCCGUCAGGGGCAGAAAAUGUCAGAGAGAGAGAGAGAUAAAAGCAAACAAUCAGAAAUCAAUAGGGCUGUUUGGGCUUUUAAGUAUGGACCGCCGGACAAUGCAGCUGCUAGGAAGGGAGCAAUGUAAAGGUAGUCUUUCAGCAUUUUUUUAGAGGAGUGUCCGUAUCGUCUAGUGGUGCGAACAGCCCCCCUGCUUACACCCCCUCCGUCAGGAGCAGAGAAUGUCAGAGAGAGUGAGAGAGACAGAGAAAAACAAACAAUUAAAAAUCAAUACGUGCUGUUUGGUCUUUUAAGUAUGCGAAUCACCAUGCAGGAAGCAUAUCGCUUGACAAAGCAGCCACAUUUAAGCCCAGCAAGGAAGAGAGCAAUGUGAAGGUAAUCUUUCAGUGUUUUUUGAGGAGCGGCCAUAUCUUGUAGGGGUGCAAACAGCCCCCAUGCUCACAAUAUAUUUGAGGAGUUUUAUUUAAUAGGUAAUAUGCGCUCUGGUUGGGUAGCUUCUCAGCCAUCUGCCAAUAGCGUCCCUUGUAUGAAAUCAACUGGGCAAACCAACUGAGGAAGCAUGUACCAAAAAUUAAAAGACCCAUUGUCCGCAGAAAUCCACGAACCAGCAAAAAAUCCGCAAUAUAUAUUUAAACAUGCUUACAUAUAAAAUCCACGAUAGAGUGAAGCCGCGAAAGUCGAAGCACAAUAUAGCGAGAGAUUACUGUAGUCUAUCCAUAAAUAGUACUCAAUUGAUUUGUGACAUUCAAGAAAGCCUACAGGUGGGGCUUGAGUUCAUUGAGGCAGGCAUUGCUGUGCUAUAGCAAUCUGGCCAUCUUUGAGGGAAGAAAGAAAAACAUUACAAUGUGGUAUUAGGGUAUGCAUUAUGGCAUUUUAAUGGCAAAACUAUGCACUGUAAUAAUAGCAAUGACGAAAUGAAUUAUGCACUUUUUUAAAAAUUUUGUAUUAUUGUUCUGUCUCACCGGUGGGUCCAAAACAAUGGUGCUGAGUUUAAAGUUUAAGCAACCCUGCAGUAAACAACCAGAGAAAGAUGUUCUUGCACAGGAGAUGAUAUCAACCAAUUGCUAUAGAUAUUUUAAAAAGCCUUCUGUGCUGAAUCAAGAAAAAUAUUUAGAAUCUUGUAAAUAAUAUUUAGCUACAGGUAUUUUAACUUGUCCUUGAGUUGGGGUAGCCCUUGAAGUUCAUCAGUGACACACUUUAAUAAUGUUAUAUUUUCAUUUCUGCACUUCCGUAUUUAGACAUGCUUUCCAAGGUAUAAACACAAGCUAUUGUUCCUAUAUAUAUAAAAGUGAUAUCAUGCUGGCAGACAGUUGGGCAUUUUGCUCUUGGGCAUGUGAGUGUUCACUACAAGGUUAAACUAAAGCCAGUGAGCCAGUAAUGAAUAACAGAGACAAAGAGAGAGGCCUGUUAUUGGGGUUUUUAAUUUUCAAGAGUGGCAUCACCAAAGUAGACAGGUGCUACACUGGUUAGCAUGGCACUCUCAGAGCUCCAGAGUACCUGGUUUGAACAUCAGCUUGGGCAAUAACUGUUUAAUUUAUUUACACCAUAUUCCCCCUGCCCAUAUAAGUUUGUUUCUAGGUACUUUGUAGUAUUCCUCAAACAUGUAUCUUUCCAUGUUACCAAGUAUGUUUUCAGGAACUACAAAGUGUUUUAUGUCAUUUAGCAUCACCCAUGUCGAAUUAGCUCAGCUAUUGUCCUAGUGAUGAAGAUUCAGGUAAUAUUCCCACACUACUUCACCCUCUUUCUUAAUUUAGUAUGACAGGAAUGUAUAAAACAUUCACUUUUCCCUAAUUUUUGUAUGUUUUAAUAGAACACCAUAUUUGUAAGGCCUACUCACUGUCCACAUGGAAUUCCUGUGUGGUUUCCGCCCACAUUAAAAAGAUAUGUGUGUUACAUUAAUUAGCCCUUUAAACUGCCUCAUGUAAAUGAGUGAAUUUGUGAAGAAGAGAGAUGGACUAGCCCAUCAUCCAGUGAAGAACCUGACCUUACGCUUAGAAUUGUCAAGACAGGCUCCAGCGAGCCAGAACUAAAUUAAGCAGCUUCAAAAAGGGUUGGAAAAGACAAUGGUUUCACCAGAAAAGUUGAUUGUCCUGAUCUCAUGAGUCAUCUCUCAAAAUGAUGAAACUAGGAAUUAAAAAUGAAAAACAUACUUUAGAGCAAAUUUUCUCAACUGGGGUUUGAGACAUCGCAUUGGGUUCUGUGGGAAAUGGUAACAAAUAGCAGUGGCAAAUAAAUAAAGUUGAACAGUGGAAGAAAAUAAUAAACCUUCUCUAAAAGGAAUAAAUUCGAGUUCAUGUUAGUUGUAUUAACAGCCACUAGGAUGCGUGGCAGCGCUGUCCAUGCUUCACUCAUCAUACCACAACUAGCGCUAGUGUCGCUUAGGGCUCGUUUAUGCUUCACGCCUAAAACGCAUACGUGCAUGCAUCAUGGCUGCCACACGUUCCCAGCAUUCAUUUGAUACGUCCUCUGAGCAGGUCCUCAUGCGAUGCAUGCGCGAGUUGCAGUCCCAAUGGAUAUUCGGGGGGCGCAGUGUGAUAAAAGUUGGAAAGUGAUGUCAGAUUCUCUGUUUACUAUCUACAUGUGACAGAAAGCCGCUUUGAGGAUGCCAUAGGAUCGAUGUGCCUGCUUCGGUGUUUCAUGAAUGGUUCGAUGUGGUGAAGCAAAAUUCCAACAUACAAAUGCAAUUGUGGUGCUUUUAUAUUCAAGAGUUGCAUAUUCCCAUCGUAAUGACACAAAACAUUUUAAAAGUCUCACAUACCAUCUUAUGUGCUGCCUUUUUUUUGCACCUUCACAACAGCAACAUAAUGUACAGAGCUGUAUCUGAGCCACAGAGAAAAAAAUUAAGGACACAGUGAAAAGGUGUAUUUUGUGAUUAAAGUGGAAAUUUUGGCUUUAAUCUCGAAAUGUCCACUUUAAUCUCAUAGUGAACUUUAUCAUUAAAGUAGACCAUCAUAAACCCAGUUGUUAAUCGCUACAUGCUCCUGGAUCUUCCUCCUGACCUGACAGAAGCGGCAAGCAGCAAUAGAUCUCCACACAGAGCAUAUUAAAUGUAUGAUAUUCCAACUCUGUGCACAUCUAGAAUCCUUACAUUUAUACUUGAUAUCACUUUCAUGAUGAAAUGCAUUAAAGUGUGUAUAUUACAUUUUACAGAUAAAUCAUUAACUUCAUUUAAAUAAUGAAUAUUGUUAAUAAUUGCACACAUGGGGGUGACACGGUGGUGGAGUGGUAGUGCUGCUGUCUCGCUUGCCUGGAGUUUACUUUUUUCCUGGUGGGUUUCCAUAGUGUAUUCCAGUUUCCUUCCAAAGAUAUGCAGAUUUGAGGAUUUGGUGACGCUAAAAUGACACUAGUGUAUGUGUAUGCUUGUAUUCACCUUGCAAUGUGCUGAUGCCCCGUCCAGGGAUUGUUUCUGCCUCGUGUGCAAUGCUAGCUGGAAUGGGCGCCUCCCUGGAUUGAUUGAUUUAAUCAUUAAAAAUCCUUUUCAGAGAUAUUGCAGCAAGGUGUCCUCGGACUUUAAUGGAUGUUUCAAGCAAUUCACAACACAGCGGAGUUGAACGUUUUCUCACCGUGAUGAUAUCUCGCACUGCCACCUGGUGGAAUCUUCCAGAUUUAUGUAAGGUAUGCGCGCAAGUAUAAACAGUAAAAGGCUUGCGUAGCAGUAGCGUCCGCUGGUGCAUGUUUCAUGUGAAGUAUAAACCUGGCCUUAUGAGUUAACUGCUGCUAGUUAGUGCAAGCAAGAAAUGUGAGAAGUUCAGUCAGUCUCUUAUCAAUCCUACAUGUUUUCUAGUCAGCAGGUAUGUAUUCACCCAUUAAUAUGAAAAGUUUGUAUGUUUUCCCUCUCUCCCCGUUUUCCAAUGUAUUUCUUUUGUUUGCUUUUAUUUAGGCCGUGUUUUUAAAUUACUCGAACAACAGUUUGAGUAUUCAAACUUAAAAAUUGGCAUUUUUUAAAUACACUUUGAGCUAAUAAGCAUGCAUUUUAAAAGUGCUCGAGCAGGCGUUUGAACACGAUUUUCAUGCACCAAAUCGCGAGGUGGUGCUGCUUGAGCACAUACAAAACUUAAAAUUAUUAUAUUAUCUGACCACUGUGUAACAGAUGAAGCGUGGAGCCACCUCUCGAACCCUCAGGUACCACUCUUCAGACCAGGUGAAAAUAUAACAACUAUUUAUUUUGUUAUUAUAAUGUGCACAAAGCACCCUCCACUCCACACUCAUAUAAACAAUAAACUCUUCUCAAAAACCAAUACCUCCUCGCCCAGACACUUAGCCCACCUUCCUCCCAGCUCAGCUCAGUGUCUGGGCUUACCCAGAGUCCUUUUAUAGCUCCUGACCCGGAAGUGGUUCUAAGCACAACCCACAAGUCCAUUUCCUUCCGGGUCAGGGCAAACAGUCCUCUUCUUUAUCCCGGGAGCACGUCACUUCCUCCAGUCACGUGACUGAUAUGUUAUAGGGCAUGCCAGAGCCCACUAGCCCCCCUACAGCGACUCCUGGCGGCCCCCAAGGUAUCCAGCAGGGAUGUGUCACAACACUACAAAGUCCAUGAGGCCCUGCUGGAACUCGGGGCACAAAUAUGCUGUCCGGAGGGCUCCUCCUAGCGGCCUGGGGGUGGCGACCGGAGUCCAUAGCCGGUCGUCUGUCACAACUGUUUUUCACUGUUUUUUCGGUAUUGUUCUAGCUAUUCUAUAGUAAUCAGUAGGAAUUGUUAUCUCUCUAUUAUAAUAAAAAAAAUCCUGGGAUGAGACAAGACUUUUUAGCCUGGGACGAGACAUGACUUUUUCAGAGAGAUACUUUCAAGUACCGGCAAGACGAGACUUUGUGCCAAGAGAUUUAACUACGCCCAGGGCCGGAAAUAAAAGACAAAGAGUAGAUGAUAAAGUAGUCAUAAAGAAUUCAAAAACGUUAGCAUGAUACACAUACAGAGCAGGCUAAAGAAAAUGAAAGUACUAAAAUUUGAAAGUCUGAAAAAAAUGUUAGUACAAAUUGCAUUAGCACAAAUAAAUGGAAAUUAUUACUUGGUGAAAUAAUGGAACUUCGAAAAGAGAUCAAAUAUAUUGUUCGGAUUUAAACUUUAAGUCAUAGACUUGUAGAUCGUCUAAUUUGUGUUGCCAUCAAGUAAAAGUAGUGUUUCUUCCCAAUGAAGAGGCGUAUCCACGAGAAUUAAAAGAUUUGUUGUUUGGUGUAAUUGAAAUCCACAUACGUGAGCGGCAGAGACGCGAAGUGGCUGGCGCGUAGCGUUGGCCAGGGGGGUUGACGAGCAAAGCGAACAGGGAGCGAAGCCCCCUAGUGUUGAUGUAAAAAAAUGAUUAAACUAUUAACAAUAAUUCCACUGGUCUACAAAAAAAUAUUUUUUGUUUGCUUCUGGGAACUUUAGAGCAUCUCUUUAUUAAGUUUUUCACACUGAUUUCAUAUAUGAAAUCGGGAUUAAGCUAGCACAUCAAGUUUUUCAAAUACACAUCAUUGAUGUUUUGACACUUUUGAAUAUCAAUAUAAUAUAUCAACAUGCUGCGGUGGGUUGGCACCCUGCCCAGGAUUGGUUCCUGCCUUGUGCCCUGUGUUGGCUGGGAUUGGCUCCAGCAGACCCCCGUGACCCUGUGUUCGGAUUCAGCGGGUUGGAAAAUGGAUGGAUGGAUGGAUAUAUCAACAUGAUAUCUGGAGUUUGGACUAUGUCCCUCCAAAAUUGUUUUGAUGUGUUUAUUCUGAAAACAAACCUGAAGACGAUACAAGAGACACGUUAAAGCAUAUUUAUGUAAAUUUACCCCAAUAUAAAAGUGAGGUGAGCAUGCCCAAAAAUGUUGGGGGCACUCACUUUUGCGCUUGUACUGCACAUCCGUCUCUCUUUGCAAGAACCAACAGUAGUCACCCAUCAUGCUCUGAGUGAAUUUUUCCCAAUAUCAGUUUUCCAUCACCUUUAUAGCUUGAUGAAAUCUUUUCCCAUGCUCAUCUCUGACAUCACUUAGGUUUGGUGGAAAAAAGUCAAGAUGAUAAUGUAAAAAAUGCAUUUUCAGUGACAUUCUGGCUCCUGUAAGCUAAUAUACUUUCAGCAUAUUCUCCACAAGCUCAGUAUAAUUCUCUACACUGUGACUGUCAAGAAAAUUCUGGACAACCUGCACGAAUGAGGGUGCUGACUCAGUUGGCUUCAGUUUGCUUUUGAACUCAUUGUCAAGCAUCAGUUCACGCAUUUCAGUGUCAACAAAAACACCUUCCUUAAUUUUCGCUUCACUUUUCUCAAGACCAAACUUGCUGAAAUGCAUCACCUUUACUGUCCAGUCACCCUAGUUGUCCAAGACCUGGAACAUCAUAACUAAAAAAUGGGUCGUGCUGGACAAAAGCGGUUUUCAGAUUUGGAGUCAGCAAAUGAAAUUUGUUAAUGUAGAGAAGAAAGAAUCCCAGUAGUAAAAUGCUUGUUGACCAGUAUCACAAAGUUACUUCUUCUUCUUCUUCUUCUUCUUCUUCUUCUUCUUCUUCUUCUUUCAGCUGCUCCCGUUAGGGGUUACCACUGCGGAUCAUCCUCUUCCAUAUCUUUCUGUCCUCUGCAUCUUGUUCUGUUACAACCAUCACCUGCAUGUCCUCUCUCACCACAUCCAUAAACCUUCGCUUAGGCCUUCCUCUUUUCCUCUUCCCUGGCAGCUCUAUCCUUAGCAUCCUUCUCCCAAUAUAUCCAGCAUCUCUCCUCUGCACUUAUUCAAACCAAUGCAAUAUCGCCUCUCUGACUUUGUCUCCCAACCGUCCAACUUGAGCUGACCCUCUAAUGUACUCAUUUCUAAUCCUAUCCAUCCUCGUCACACCCAGUGCAAAUCUUACCAUCUUUAACUCUGCUACCUCCAGCUCUGUCUCCUGCUUUCUGGUCAGUGCCACCGUCUCCAUCCCAUAUAACAUAGCUGGUCUCAUUACCGUCCUAUAGACCUUCCCUUUCACUCUUGCUGAUACCCGUCUGUCACAAAUCACUCUUGAUACUCUUCUCCACCCAUUCCACCCUCCCUGCACUCUCUUUUUCACCUCUCUUCCACAAUCCCCAUUACUCUGUACUGUUGAUCCCAAGUAUUUAAACUCAUCCACCUUCACCAACUCUACUCCCUGCAUCCUCACCAUUCCACUGACCUCCCUCUCAUUUAUACACAUGUAUUCUGUCUUGUUCCUACUGACCUUCAUUCCUCUCCUCUCUAGAGCAUAUCUCCACCUCUCUAGGGUCUCCUCAACCUGCUCCCUACUAUCGCUACAGAUCACAAUGUCAUCAGCAAACAUCAUAGUCCAUGAGGACCCCUAUCUAAUCUCGUCUGUCAACCUGUCCAUCACCAUUGCAAAUAAGAAAGGGCUCAGAGCCAAUCCCUGAUGUAAUCCCACUUCCAACUUGAAUGCAUCCGUCACUCCUACCACAGACCUCGCCACAGUCACACUUCCCUCGUACAUAUCCUGUACAACUCUUACGUACUUCUCUGCCACUCCCGACUUCCUCAUACAAUAUCACAGCUCCUCUCGAGGCACCCUGUCAUAUGCUUUCUCCAGGUCCACAAAGACGCAAUGCAUCUCCUUCUGGCCUUCUCUAAACUUCUCCAUCAACAUCCUCAGAGCAAACAUUGCAUCUGUGGUGCUCUUUCAUGGCAUGAAACUAUACUGCAGCUCUAAUCAUCACCUCACUUCUUAACAUAGCUUCCACUACUCUUUCCGAUAACUUCAUGCUGUGGCUCAUCAAUUUUAUUCCCCUGUAGUUACUGCAGUCCUGCACAUCCCCCUUAUUCUUAAAUAUCGGCACCAGUACGCUUCUUCUCCAAUCCUCAGACAUCCUCUCACUUUCCACGAUUCCAUUAAACAAUCUGGUUAAAAACUCCACUGCCAUCUCUCCUAAACACCUCUAUGCUUCCAUAAGUAUGUCAUCUGGACCAACGGCCUUUCCAUUUUUCAUCCUCUUCAUAGCUGUCCUUACUUCCUCCUUGCUAAUCCGUUGCACUUCCUGAUUCACUAUCUCCACAUCAUCCAACCUCUUCUCUCUCUCGUUUUCUUCAUUCAUCAGCCUCUCAAAAUACUCUUUCCAUCUGUUCAACACACUCUCCUCGCUCAUGAGUACGUUUCCAUCUUUAUCCUUUAUCACCCUAACCUGCUGCACAUCUUUCCCACCUCAGUCCCUCUGUCUAGCCAAUCGGUACAGGUCCUUUUCUCCCUCCUUAGUGUCCAACCUCUCAUACAACUCAUCAUACACCUUUUCUUUAGCCUUCGCCACCUCUCUCUUCACCUUGCGCCUUAUCUCCUUGUACUCUUGUCUACUUUCUACAUCUCUAUGACUGUCCCACUUCUUCUUUGCCAUUCUCUUCCUCUGUAUACUCUCCUGUAUUUCCUCAUUCCACCACCAGGUUUCCUUUUCCUCCUUCCUCUUUCCAGAUGUCACGCCAAGCACCCUUCUUGCUGUCACCCUUACUACAUCUGCUGUAGUUUCCCAGCUGUCUGGCAACUCUUCACUACCACCCAGUGCCUGUCUCACCUCCUCCCUAAACUCAACCUUGCAGUCUUCCUUUUUCAACUUCCACCAUUUGAUCCUUGGCUCUGCCCUCCCUCUCUUUCUCUUCUUGAUCUUGUAGAAGAAGAAUGUUCUCCUCAGCACCAUGUAUUUUGUGUGUUUAGUAAAUUAGAAUUUUUAUAAUAACUAUUUUUCCAACUUGCCAGUGAGAGACGCUUUGGCUUAUGAACUAACAAAAAUAUGUUAUUCCAGGGUUCAGAAGAAAUAGUGUCCACAUGAAUAAAAUGUAAGCUGUUUCUUGUUUUCCCUUUCUCAGAGUGAAUGUUUCAGGGACAAGGUCACAAGGCUGCAGAAAAUACAUGUAGUUUAUGCAAAGGCGUCUCUCCUGUGCUCAGCUUCCAAAACACAGAUAAUGCUUAGCUCAACAGACAUAUUGCUUAACUUUACUGUUUUGAUAAGGAUGUUCUUUCUGUCUUAUUAAUCAUGAGAUGCUGAAGUAUAAAAAACCCCUCCUGGCUUUUGAUCAGGGUUCAAUUGAGCUUUGCGGCAAUAAGUUAUACUCUUUUGAAUCUCUACUUACUGCGACUCCGAAUGAAUAAAUAAAGUGAAUUGAGAAACUAUUAUCUGUCUGCUUUUCAGUGUGCCUUUUUUGUCCACAGUUUUUGGCGCCCAACGUGGGGCAGGAGACGGGCAGACGACUCCCUGGGCGGGUUCGUCCAAGUGGACUGAUUUCCGCGGAUCGAGGACCAGCUCCGGUAAAAGUUAGGACUGGCCUACCUUGGGCGUUUUCCUGCGUGGGGAGUCGCUGACCUCCUCCUGACCGAAACGAAAAGCAACUGGAUGGGAUUUUUCCAGGCAGGCAGAAGGAGUUGCGGUGAGUAGAUUCGGGGGAUUCCCGUUGGUUUGACUGGUGUGCUGGAAGAAAUAGAAGUAUACGGGGAAAAGAGAAAAAAAAAAUAAUAAUAAAAGAGAAUAAAAAAUAAAAGCAUGCUGAAAGAAUAGAGAAUCAUACCGUAUCGACCUAGAAGGGUUUUAGUGAUUCAUAGAGAGUGACGGCACAGUGUGAAUGCUAGUAAGUCACCCCUUAGGAAUUCGAGUAGAAAGGACUGAGUGGCACGUUCCUAUAUUAAGAGGAAUAGGGGUGAAAGGGGCAGUUAGAGUACGUGUGAAAUUUGGAAGAGGGGAAGUUGAUUUCCACUUGUCGACUGGUUGAUUUCCGGGGACGACAAGUGGGACGAGAAAUAAUCGGGGAUUGAGUUGCUCUCUGUUGAAGGCCUGCCGCUGACUAUGGGAAAUAAAUAGCAAGCCAGUCAAACAGGUCCACCAGGGUCCUCAAAACCUAAUGUUAGAAGGAUUAUUUUCAGAGAAUCACCAGGCUCCUAGUACACCGUUGGGAUUGAAAGGCGGGUCCCCUAAACAGUUAAUAGAGAAGCAGACUGGGUUGGAUUUUAAAAGGCAUGUAAGAAGUGGAAUAAGCAGAGGCGUAACAACCUGCUGGCUGCUGAAGUCAGAACACAAAAAAGACAAGGAAGAAUUAUUGCUAGCGUUGCAGAAAGUGAAGAUAGAGACAGCGCCCAAGCCUGAAAGUAAAAGAAAGCAGACCGAAAAGAAAGACCCCCUAUACCCCGUAAUCUGUCCACCCCCUCCUUACCAAAACUACCCCGCUUCCACCUCUUGCACCCUCUUCUCCAACAACACCCCUGUUAACAGACGAACCGUCUGGAGCAGGUUUUUACGAUGAACAAUAUCAUUAUGACCCAUCCUCACAUAUUGACCCUGAGGAAGAUAAUUCAGAUCAUUCACAAGGUGCUACUGGAUUGUAAUGGCAGAAAUUAAAAGAGUCUCCCAGCGCACGAGCAGUCCGUGGACUGCAAUUUGUGGAGCUGUUACAGCAGCUGGAUAACAUGUAUAAAACAAAUGCUGCAGAGUGGACACAGGUGCUCCGUCGACAGCUGAGCACCACAUGGGCAACUGUAAAUCACGGUGAUCAUAACGGUGUCCCUUGGUGUUGGAAUGAAGGUCCUUUCCUCGCCCAGUGAGAGCCUUUGAAAGGAGCCCUGGCAGAAAAAAUAGAAAAAGGGCACAAACUGGUCACUACUUUCAGCCGGCUCACAGAUUGCAAGAUCUGAUGGCUAAUCACUCUGGGCUAGACAAUACAAACGAUAGAACUCAUGCUGCAGUGCCUCCUUUCAUCUCGGGACUGAGAAGUGCCAUUCAAAGCAAAGUCUGCACGUCCUGCAAAAGGCUGGAAGACCGCAACGUUCGAGGAAGACAAGCGUCAUGCAGAGCAUGCUGACAGUCAGACUAAAUUAAAAGAGUCAGACACACAGACCAAACUUUUGGCUGCACAAAUAAAUUACUAUACUGGAAGAACUGACCUGGCUAGGGGGAGAGGACACGGAAAAUUCUUUGGAGGUCGAGGGCGAGGGCACAGAAGAGGACGCGGGUUCCAUUUAUCAAACCCUAAUAAUCCUUUAGCUUAGAUGCCUAACCCUUCGGAGCAGACGCCAGCGUCAUAUGCCUGCCGCUGCUGCGGUGAACUUGGACAUUUUAGACGCAACUGCCAACACAAGCGCCUCCGUCACCCCCUCUCCCUGAGCCUAAUGACAUUCCUUGGUCCUAAGAAUUAUCAGGGACCCCAGCCACUUUUUCCAGUUUCCUUUGCUUACUCGUCAUGCUGAAACUGAUCUUUUAUUGACUUUAAUGGCAAAGAAACUGCCUUUGAAAUGGACACAGGAGCCAUGCGCUGAAGGAGGUUCCUGUGCAAUUACAGCUCAGCAUUAACAGUUUCAUUAUUGACUCGUUGCUUUCUGUUAAAUCAUUUGUGCCCUGUGAAACUGCUGGGAUGGGAUCUUAUGACUUAAUUGUCAGUCUCAAUUUUCUUUAACUGAACAAGGAUCUUUGCUGCUCCAUUCCUAAGCUCCUGUGCCACAUUUCACACCCCAAGCCCUCUUUUGCAGCCUGGACCCUGAACAUCUCCCCGCCCACCUUCCUCUUGAAAGCCCUUCAUUCUUUCCCCUCAUGCCUAUUUCCUCACUUACAAGUCCUGGGCACCCUGCCUUGUACUGCCCAGUAUUUCCCUACUGAAGUGGACACACCUUGGUUAGAAUCUUUUCUUUCCUCCAGCACAUGCCCUGAAACUUUGCACAUUCCAUGUAUUUUUGUUGUCUACUAAAGCAGUUGCUUCAGUGCACCUCACAUAUUCACAAAACGUUUUCUUUUUAGGAGAUUUGGUUCCCCAUGUUUCCUUAGCACUGUGGUCCCAAGGGAAAAAUUGAUUAAGGAAGGAUAGCACACUGAGCCACUGGUGAUUUUCUCAAAAUCUUCCUUCCGCCCGUACUGUGUCCAGGAUCCUCUGUCUCCAGAGGCAGAGGCUGGCAUCGCCGCCGUACAUUCUGAUCUCGUGAGGCGAGGAGCGAUUAUUCCAAUUACAUACUCUCCAGUCAACUCCCCCAUUUUACCUGUAAAAAGGCUGACGGGUCCUGGCGUUUUGUUCCAGACCUAUGACAAGUUAACUCUGCGGUUUUUUCCUAGAACACCUAUUGUUCCUAAUCCUUCCACUAUUCUUUCCACGAUACCCCCGUCCUCCCGGUACUUCUCUGUUAUUGACCUUGCUAACGCUUUCUUUUCCAUUCCCGUGCACCCUGAUUCUCAAUUCUGGUUUGCUUUUACCUUUCAAAACCGCCGAUGGACCUGGACCGUCAUGCCUCAGGGAUAUACUGAAACCCCUUGUGUUUAUGGUUUUGGCCGGAAAAAGAUAAUAAAUUAAUACAGUAUGUAGAUAAGAAAAAAGAAAAGAAAAAUAAAUAAACAACAAGUGCACAUGACACUCAGAAAAUUGCUAUUCUUUUUAGGUGAAAAUGGCCAUAAAAAAAGUGUCAAAAAAAAACAAAAAAAAAACUGCAGUUACUUCAAGCUAUCGUUAAAUAUUUAGGUCAUGACAUUUCUUGCGAUACAAGAGCUCUCUCUAGCGGCCGUUUAACCAUCAUUCAAAACCUUCCAAGACCGGUCACAAAACAACAGGUUAAGUCAGCAUAUUUCUCUGUGGCUGCAUAGCUUUUGGUGGGAAUGUUUUCUUGUUGUGGAGUUGUGCUGUGUGUUUCCCGAAAUGGAUUAUCUUUGUUUGCAGUUGGCACUUGGGUCGCCACGGAAAUUAGUGUUUCCUUGUUGUCGCUGACCCGGUUCCGCCUCGGACUUUUCCAUGAUCUGGAGGCUAGCAUGUAUGGCACCACGGUGAGAUGAAUUCCUAAUUUAAAAGUAGUACCAGCUUGCGGCCUGAGAAGUUGUUUGCUUGUAAGUUUUUCAGGAGGAGCACAGCCUUUACAAAAUCUAGCUAACACUGCGAUCUGGCUGCAUGCAGUGAUAUAGCAGGCUGACAAGGCUCUAUGUGAUUAAAAAAAAAAAAAUGCAUUACUCUCACUGACUAUAUUCUCGUCCAUUCACUGGGUUCGUGGAUGAAAAAGGGGGGAUUAAUGAAUGCAGUUUUAACGCAACCGCAUACAGACAAACAAAGUGCUCAUGAGCCCCCUAACAGUAAAGGUACGUCACGCCGUUCAUUCUAUUUUAGUACAGGCUAAAACCUCACAUCUCACAACUGCAAGAGCAAUACACUAUCAAAAUGUACUCUAUACUUUGUCCAAUGUCACUGUUGAAAGAUGCUCUACCUUCAAUCCAGCCACUCUUCUUCCAACUGAAGAAGACGUAAAGCCACAUGACUGUCAUGAUGAAAUAGCUAAAGUUGUAAAGCCUAGACCAGACCUACACGAAACACCGUUAGAUAUUGGAGAAUUAAUUUUUGUGGACGGAUGUUCUUUGCGAUUGGAAAAUGGAACACCCUCGACCAGCUAUGCAGUAGUGAAAGGUGGCCACCUGCUGGAAGCAAACCGAAUUUCAUCAAAUUUAAGCGCGCAGGCAGCUGAAUUGAUAGCUAUCACCCGAGCAUGUCAGUUGUCCGAAGGGAAAAUUAUAACAAUUUAUACGGAUUCCAGAUAUGCUUUUGGAGUCUGCCAUGAUCAUGGAGCCUUAUGGAAAUUAAGAGGAUUUAAGACCAGCGCUGGCAAACCGAUCCAACAUCAAAAACUGAUUGAAUCCCUCUUAGAAGCUAUAACUAAACCAUCAAAGUUAGCGAUCGUUAAAUGUCAAGCUCACAUAGGAAAACAAGAUCCUGUCAGCAAAGGAAACGAAUUAGCUGAUCACUUUGCUAAACAGGCUGCAUAUAAUAACACACCAAUUUCUUUAUUCCAACAGAGAAAUAACCAGGACCCUGAUAAUCAACUUGUUUCUUUACAGAGUGCAGCCACGGACAGAGAAAAAAGAAAAUGGUCCAAAGAAGGGUCCCUCUCUGAUGGAGUCUGGACCCAUAGGCAAAUUAACAAACCUUUCCUCCCAAAGGCUUCUUUCCCAGGUCUCCGAGCUUCUCUGAAAGAUGUCCACGAGCAGGUUAACCAGGCCUGGAGGACUAGUCUUCCAUCUAAAGACACGCCGAUUCCCUUAGGCACUUGGAUCCUCGUCCAUGACACUCGGAGGAAACAUUGGCAUCAGCCGAGGUGGAGAGGACCGUUCCAAGUUCUUCUGUCCACACCACAUGCAGUGAAAAUGGAAGGAUUGCCCGCCUGGAUUCACUCCUCACAUUGCAAGAGAUGGCACCCUUGAUUGCUGUGCUACUAUGCUUUCUUUUCCCUUGUCUACUGCCCUGGUCACCUUGACUUUCCCGUUAGGAAUCACCACAUCAGUGCAGGUUGAUUUCUGUUCUAUUAUCAACUGUGGGACUGGUCGACAAGAACAGUGGACCUGGUCUGACAAAUACGUGUGUAUGACUGUUUCGAAGUAUUAUUAGGGAAGUAACUGCGACACCUGGCAAUGGGUUUUUGCUAACACUGGAACUGAGGACUUGGGUUCUCAACCUUUUGAGGCCCAAAAAUACAGUUCGAAAAAUCGAUUUUCUAUCAUAAAAGAACAUGCUUCUCAUGAAUGUGUUGACAACCAUUGUAACCCCUUGAUUUUCACUUUGAAGAACCCCUCAUUACAUGACUCAGGAACCUAUAUAUUAGGGGCAUAUGUAUCUGGAACAGACCCUUUAGGGAGAUUUCAAAUUAAGAUUGACAAUCCUGUUACUAACACCUCUCAUUCUCCUGCGUUACUCCUGUGUCACCUAUAUUUUUGUUGGUUCAAAAAGGGGGGAAUGUAGAAGAAGAAUGUUCUCCUCAGCACCAUGUAUUUUGUGUGUUUAGUAAAUUAGAAUUUUUAUAACUAUUUUUCCAACUUGUCAGUGAGAGACGCUUUGGCUUAUGAACUAACAAAAAUAUGUUAUUCCAGGGUUCAGGAGAAAUAGUGUCCACAUGAAUAAAAUGUAAGCUGUUUCUUGUUUUCCCUUUCUCAGAGUGAAUGUUUCAGGGACAAGGUCACAAGGCUGCAGAAAAUACAUGUAGUUUAUGCAAAGGCAUCUCUCCUGUGCUCAGCUUCCAAAACACAGAUAAUGCUUAGCUCAACAGACAUAUUGUUUAACUUUACUGUUUUGAUAAGGAUGUUCUUUCUGUCUUAUUAAUCAUGAGAUGCUGAAGUAUAAAAAACCCCUCCUGGCUUUUGAUCAGGGUUCAAUUGAGCUUUGCGGCAAUAAGUUAUACUCUUUUGAAUCUCUACUUACUGCGACUCCGAAUGAAUAAAUAAAGU
Molecule: messenger RNA, 17775 nt
Organism: Erpetoichthys calabaricus (reedfish)
Lineage: Eukaryota; Metazoa; Chordata; Cladistia; Polypteriformes; Polypteridae
Exons: 2
Coding region: 15625-16758 (377 amino acids)
Biological process (GO): DNA replication, removal of RNA primer
Molecular function (GO): nucleic acid binding; RNA-DNA hybrid ribonuclease activity
Source: RefSeq, a predicted model, not a curated record